CGACCGCGGGCGCCGGGGCGUGCGGAGGGGUGGCGGCGACGGGGGCGGCUGCUCUCGGCGCUCUGAGGCGCGGGGGCGGUGGGCGCAGGGCUCAUGUAAUCAAAGAAGUUUUUGUUGUGUGUAUCUUUUCAGAACACAACAGGAAUUGAAAAUGAAUCAGAACGCUGCUGAGCCCGUGGCAGCUGCUGAGACCCUGGCCGAGGUACCUGAACAUGUGUUUCGAGGACUUCCGGAGGAAGUGAGGCUUUCCCCAUCUGCUGUUGACAAGACGCGGAUUGGUGUCUGGGCCACUAAACCAAUUUUAAAAGGGAAAAAGUUUGGACCAUUUGUUGGCGAUAAGAAAAAAAGAUCUCAGGUUAAGAAUAACGUGUACAUGUGGGAGGUAUAUUACCCAAAUUUGGGAUGGAUGUGCAUUGACGCCACCGACCCAGAGAAGGGGAACUGGCUGCGGUAUGUGAACUGGGCGUGCUCAGGAGAAGAGCAGAAUUUAUUUCCCCUGGAGAUCAACAGGGCCAUCUACUAUAAAACUCUAAAGCCAAUCGCGCCGGGCGAGGAGCUCCUGGUCUGGUACAAUGGGGAAGACAACCCCGAGAUAGCAGCUGCGAUUGAGGAAGAGCGAGCCAGCGCCCGGAGCAAGCGGAGCUCUCCGAAAAGCCGGAAAGGGAAGAAAAAGCCCCAGGAAAAUAAAAACAAAGGAAGCAAAACUGAAGACACACAGCUGAAGACAAGUGAGCCAGAUUCCGCCCCUGCAAAUAUGAGAGAUUCUGCGGAAGGUCCCAAAGAAGAGGACGAGAAGCCUUCCGCCUCCGCGGCCGAGCAGACAGCCGAGCAGACAGCCGACCUGCAGGAGGGGGUCUGUCAGGAUGUGCUUCCGGAACUAGUCGGCGCGUCCCCCGCCCGGGAGCCGCAGGCAGAGCCAGACGAGCAGCUAGAAGCAACACAUUGUGAGGUGAACGACUUGGAGGAGGAAGAGGAGGAGGAAGAGGAGGAAGAUGACGAACUGGAGGAAGAGGGGGAAGAGGAAGCUGACGUGCCAAAUGAAAGUCCUUUGAAAGAGCCAGAAAUACGGUGUGAUGAGAAGCUAGAAGAUUUAUUAGAAGAACCAAAAAAUGUUUCAAACGAAGCUGCGGAGGACUCUCCGGAGGUGGCGCCUGUCCCCAGACUCCCCAGGGCGCAGGAAGAGGCCAAUGGCGACGCCUUCGGGACGUCGAUGUUCCCGUGUCAGCACUGUGAGAGGAGGUUCGCGACCAAACAGGGGCUCGAACGCCACAUGCACAUCCACGUGUCGACGGUGAGCCACGCCUUCAGGUGCAAGUACUGUGGGAAGGCGUUCGGCACGCAGAUCAACCGGCGCAGGCACGAGCGUCGCCACGAGGUGGGGUUGAAGCGGAAACCCAGCCAGACACUACAGCCGCCCGAAGACCCCGCCGAUGGCAGAGGGUCUGGAGACGGCGCCACUCCGAAAGAUGACUCGAACCCGCCCGGCCUGGGGCAAGACUGUCUGCUCGUGAGCUCAGAGAAAGCCUCCCAAGAAACAGCAACUUCUUCUGUCGUGGAAGAGAACGGAGAUGUUAAAGAGCUUCAUCCGUGCAAAUACUGUAAAAAGGUUUUCGGAACUCACACCAACAUGAGACGGCAUCAGCGCCGAGUUCACGAGCGCCACCUGAUCCCCAAAGGCGUGCGGAGGAAAGGCGGCCUCCUGGAAGAGCCGCCGCUGCCCGCGGAGCAGGCCCAGCCCGCCCAGAAUGUCUACGUACCAAGCACAGAACCAGAGGAGGAAGGGGAGGGGGAUGACGUGUACAUCAUGGAUAUUUCCAGCAAUAUUUCUGAAAACUUAAAUUACUACAUUGAUGGUAAAAUUCAGACCAGCAGCAGCACCAGUAACUGUGAUGUGAUCGAGAUGGAAUCCAACUCGGCAGACCUGUACGGUAUAAACUGUCUGCUCACUCCAGUCACGGUGGAAAUCACUCAAAACAUAAAGACCACGCAGGUCUCCAUAACAGACGAUCUUCCUAAAGAGCCUUCCAGCAGCACAAGCAGCGAGUCCAAGAAACGCAGAACUGCCAGUCCUCCCGUGCUACCCAAAAUUAAAGCAGAGGCCGAGUCUGAGCCCGCCGCCCCCUCGUGCUCCUUGAGCCUGCCGCUUAGCAUACCCACCGCGGAGGUGGCGUCUUUCCACAAAGAGAAGAGCGUGUAUUUGUCAUCCAAGCUCAAACAGCUCCUCCAGACCCAGGAUAAACUGACUCCUCCCGCGGGGAUGUCGGCCGCUGAGCUCCCUAAGUUGGGUCCUGUCUGUGUGUCCGCUCCCGCGUCCAUGCUGCCCGUGACCGCGAGUAGGUUUAAGCGGCGGACCAGCUCCCCUCCCAGUUCUCCACAGCACAGCCCUGCCCUCCGAGACUUCGGGAAGCAGAGCGACGGCAAACCAGUGUGGACUGACGUGGUUCUGGGUUCCAAAAAGCCCAAAUUAGAGAGUCACAGCAGUUCCCCAGUGUGGACUGUGUCUGGGAGAGACGAGAGAGAGGCCGUGAGCCCCCCAGGCUUUGAUGAAUACAAGGUCUCUAAAGAGUGGGCGUCCAGCUCCACGUACAGCAACGUGUGCAACCAGCAGCCGCUGGACCUGUCCAGUGGCGUCAAGCAGAAGGCCGAGGGCGCAGCCAAGACCCCGGUCCCGUGGGAGUCCGUGUUAGACCUCAGCGUGCACAAAAAGCCUUGCGGCGACUCGGAAGGCCGGGAACUCAGAGACAGUGCCGUGGCGCAGCCGGCCUGUAGCGUGGUCAGGAGGAAGAAGCCGACCACCUGCAUGCUGCAGAAGGUUCUUCUCAAUGAGUACAAUGGCAUCGGCGUGCCUGCCGAAAACGCCUCAGAUGCGACCAGGAGCCCGAGUCCUUGUAAAUCCCUAGAUCCUCAGGCCGAACCUGACGCUGGCCCUGACGCUAGUUUAUCCACCCCUGCUGCGGAGUCCCCACCUGACGUUUCUCCUUCCUCUCCUGCCCUCCAGACACCCUCCCUUUCUUCUGGGCAGCUGCCUCCUCUCUUGAUGCCCUCACGCCCCUCCUCCCCUCCGCCCUGCCCUCCUGUGUUAACUGUUGCCACGCCGCCGCCCCCACUCCUUCCCACCAUACCUCUUCCAGCCCCCUCUUCCGGGGCGUCUCCUCGUCCGUGUCCCUCCCCGCUCUCCAACGCCACGACGCAGUCCCCGCUCCCGAUUCUCUCUCCCACCGUGUCUCCCUCGGCGUCUCCCAUUCCUUCUGUGGAGCCUCUCGUGUCCGCGGCCUCGCCGGGGCCUCCUACACUUUCAUCUUCCUCCUCCUCCUCGUCUUCAUCUUCCUUCUCUUCAUCUUCCUCCUCUUCCCCUUCCCCGCCUCCCCUCUCAGCAGUGUCAUCCGUCGUCUCCUCCGGGGAUAAUCUGGAAGCCUCUCUCCCCAUGAUAUCGUUCAAGCAGGAGGAGUUAGAGAGCGAAGAAACAGAGCCCAGGGAAGAACCCCAGUCUGCAGUUGAACACGAUGUCGUUCAGGAAACAUUCAGCAAAAACUUUGUCUGCAAUGUCUGUGAAUCGCCUUUUCUUUCCAUUAAAGAUCUAACCAAACACUUAUCUGUUCAUGCUGAAGAGUGGCCCUUCAAAUGUGAAUUUUGUGUGCAGCUUUUUAAGGCUAAAACUGACUUGUCAGAGCAUCGCUUUUUGCUUCAUGGAGUUGGGAAUAUCUUUGUGUGUUCAGUGUGUAAAAAAGAGUUUGCUUUUCUGUGCAAUUUGCAGCAGCACCAGCGAGAUCUCCACCCAGAUAAGGCGUGCACGCACCACGAGUUUGAAAGUGGCACCCUGAGGCCGCAGAACUUCACAGACCCCAGCAAGGCCCGCGUGGAGCACGCGCAGAGUUUGCCGGAAGACCCUUUAGAAACGUCUAAAGAGGAAGAGGAGCUCAACGAUUCCUCUGAAGAGCUUUACACAACCAUCAAAAUAAUGGCUUCUGGAAUAAAGACAAAAGAUCCAGAUGUUCGACUGGGCCUCAAUCAGCAUUACCCAAGCUUUAAGCCACCUCCGUUUCAGUACCACCACCGAAACCCCAUGGGCAUCGGGGUGACGGCCACCAAUUUCACUACCCACAACAUUCCACAGACUUUCAGCACUGCCAUUCGCUGUACAAAGUGUGGCAAAGGUGUGGACAACAUGCCCGAGUUACACAAACAUAUCCUGGCGUGUGCCUCUGCGAGCGACAAGAAGAGGUACACCCCGAAGAAAAACCCGGUGCCGCUGAAGCAAACUGUGCAACCCAAAAACGGUGUGGUGGUUUUGGAUAACUCUGGGAAAAACACCUUCAGACGAAUGGGACAGCCCAAAAGGCUGAACUUCAGUGUCGAGCUCAGCAAAGUAUCCCCCAAUAAGCUCAAAUUAAAUGCAUUGAAGAAAAAAAACCAGCUUGUCCAGAAAGCAAUCCUGCAGAAAACCAAAUCUGCCAAGCAGAAGGUCGAGUUGAGGAACGCUUCGGAGUGCUCCUCCCACAUCUGCCCGUACUGCAACAGGGAGUUCACGUACAUCGGCAGCCUGAACAAGCAUGCCGCUUUCAGCUGUCCCAAAAAACCGCUCUCUCCUUCCAAAAAAAAAGUUUCCCAUUCAUCCAAGAAAGGCGGACACUCGUCAUCUGCAAGCAGCGACAAAAACAGUAACAGCAGCCGCAGACGGACAGCGGAUGCAGAGAUCAAAAUGCAGAGCUCGCAGGCUCCCCUGGGCAAGACCAGAGCUCGCAGCGCGGGCCCGGCUCAGGCUGCCCUGCCCUCCUCGUCCUUCAGGUCCAAGCAGAAUGUCCGAUUCGCAGCGGCAGUGAAGUCCAAGAAGCCAAGCUCCUCUUUAAGGAACUCGAGCCCCAUAAGAGUGGCCAGGAUAGCUCACACCGAGGGGAAGAAACCCAAAGCCGUGGCCAAGAACCAUUCUGCGCAGCUCUCGAGCAAGACGUCCCGGAGCCUGCACGUGAGGGUGCAGAAAAGCAAGGCCGUCCUGCAAAGCAGAUCCGCCCUGGCCAGUAAGAAAAGAACAGACCGGUUCAAUGUAAAAUCGAGAGAGCGCAGCGGAGGGCCCAUCACCCGGAGCCUGCAGCUGGCAGCUGCUGCCGACCCGAGUGAGAGCAGGAGGGAGGACAGCGGCGGCAGCAAGCAGGAGCUGAAGGACUUCAGCUACAGCCUCCGCCUGGCCAGCCGGUGCCCGGCGCCGGCCGCCCCGCACGUCACCCGGCAGUGUAGGAGCGUCAAGGCCACGGCUGCCGCGCAGCUCCAAGGACCCCUCCUCAAAGAGUAGAGGCUUCACCUGCUCCCCGACAGCACCUGAAGUGACCUGGAACCAGAGAAGCCAAAGGGACUGGCCUCCUGCCCUGCAGGCAGCACCGACCUACCCCAGUUCCACGAGCCUGUGCGAGAGCGGGAGUGCGUGAGUGAGUGCGCGCGUGGGAGUGCGUGUGCAUGUGUGCGCGUGCGUCCGCGCCGUCGUCAGCCGAGCGUCCCGAGCCUCACGGAGGCGGGGCGGCAGCAGACUUCACACCGCGGAGGAGGACCCUCCGGUGCCCCCGCCCGGACUGUGCUCUGCAGCCCAGCCUCCCUGCAGGGGGCGGGGCCUCUCCUACUAUGCAAUUUUUCAAGAGCUCCUUGAUCCUGCUUUUUGCUUCUCAAGUUGUUCUCUGCUGGGGCGGGGACCUUGGUCUGGCCCAGGGGGUGAACUCCAGUCCUGUCCAAGGAAGGCCUUCGGGAGGACGCCAGGCUCCCCUUCCGACCGCCCCGCCCCCCCUCCCGAAUCCCCCACCAUCUCUGGGAAUCAAUGGCGCGUAGACUCGCGGGAGCCUCGCUGCCCCUCCCCCUUGGCCUGUGCGCUUGGAAAACCCCCUUCCUGGCCCGAGUCUUCUGGGCUGCCGGCACUUGAGUCAUUUCCAGAUUUGAAAUUGUGCUUAGUCCACGUGCAUCGGGAGAAAGCCCUUGUCCUCAUUUAUGGGGCGGGUUUCUCGCGUGGGACGGGCGCGUGGGGGGAGGGGAUGUCCCGUGGGCUCCUUUGCCUCCCCGGGUGGGACCAUCAACGCUUCCAGUGUCUGAGCUUCUCAGAGUAGCCGCAAAGGGAAACGGACAAACAGACGCUGGGAAAUGAACAUUAGAUGGGAAGUUAGAAAGCAUGGAGCGGGGAGGAAAAGAGACCCUGGGAGCGCUCCGUCCCCGGCCAGGGACCGGUGGAGGUGGCUCCCGCUCGCUGGGGGGACCGUCCAUGCCUCGGAGAAACGGGUGCGCUGGGCUAGGAGUUGGGACCCAGUGAGGGUCUUGGGUUUUGUGCCUUUGGGGCAGACCCCGGACGAGGAUGUCUGAGACCACUCGCGCUGCUUCCUCGUCCCCACGUCCGACAGUAACGUAUCCGCCCCCAACGUGGAAGGAGGGGCUUUGGAAGCCAGCCGAGUGGGCACGUGCAAAAAAGGGACUUUUUUUUUCAGGGCUACUAUGGUUGAUCUUGCAACUCUGUAAAUAUGUAUGUAGACAGUUUUCAAAGCACGUAUUUAUGUCCCUGACUGUAAAUGACCCGUUUUUAAAGUUUUAUAACUUGUGUUAUUUAAUGAAUCAGUCGACCGGCUGCAGUGCGGGCUCUGAGGACGGUCCAGGAGAAAGUUCUCGUGAGAUCCUCACACGGGCAGAACAAAUGCUGAUGGUUGUCCUCCGCCGCAGUUUUCCCGUUUCCGACCCGCUGACAACCGUGGCUUGUUGUCGAUGGUCAUAAACCAGAAGGCAGCCUUUUGCCUGCUCCCAAAAGGGACCCUCACAAGCGUGAACAUCUGGGGCUGUUCCUCGUCCUAACGGUUUUGUCCCAUACACGCCAGCACUUACCAACCGUACCCAGCCUCCCAGUUCUCGAGGGUUUUCCCCGUGGAGCAGCGAGGAAGGCUUACGAACCCAAAACUUGAAAAGUCACCUUCAGCCAAUGGCAAGCUCUGGAAAUGUUGCGUGUGGGGGGGAUGGGGAGCCGCUCAUUCUUUGCGUGUGCAAAGGCGCCGGCCAGCUCUCAACACUCGGGGACUGUCGGGAAAACUGCUACAAGCCGUCUAGUCGAGAAAAGGGGGAGCGGUUUGACGAGGAGCGGCGUCUCCUGGCCCGUGGUGGCUUCGGAGCGUGGGUUUGGGCCUCCGCUCUGUAUCUGCCCUGUGAAGAAAACUAACAAUAAAAGCGUGAAGU
This is a messenger RNA of Phyllostomus hastatus (greater spear-nosed bat), 7188 nucleotides long. RefSeq names its product PR/SET domain 2 (gene PRDM2). Lineage: Eukaryota; Metazoa; Chordata; Mammalia; Chiroptera; Phyllostomidae. The transcript has 10 exons. Gene Ontology annotation, cellular component: nucleus. Gene Ontology annotation, molecular function: histone methyltransferase activity; protein binding; DNA-binding transcription factor activity, RNA polymerase II-specific. Bases 152 to 5287 code for a protein of 1711 amino acids. Gene Ontology annotation, biological process: regulation of transcription by RNA polymerase II. The record is from RefSeq and is a predicted model, not a curated record.